UCCGGGUGCGGUAGAGUAGGAGUGAGGAAAAAAAACACUGUUCACGGAUCUUAAGAUAAGAUUAAUAAAUGACAGUACGAUACGCAGUGAACGGCUAUUUAGCUAAACGUCUAAACUCAGCCAUACUCAUGUCUGGUCUGAGGUCCACACGCCUGCUCCACGGUGGUUUCUGAUCUGAGGAGGUGGUUUUCAGGUCCGUAGGUUAGCUAGCUGGCUAGCCUAGCUGCUUAGCGAGACGCGUGGAAGUCCGGCUUUGGCAGGCUGAGGUGAAGAAAACGACACGUAUGUUCAUCACCUAGUCAACGAUGAAUGGACUGUCAGUCAGUGAGCUGUGUUGCCUCUUCUGUUGCCCCCCUUGCCCGAGCCGCAUAGCUGCCAAGCUCGCGUUCCUGCCCCCUGAGCCUACCUAUGCCCUCCUGCCGGACCUCGAAUCCGCCACGGUGCCCACUGGCUCCACCACAGGCUCCAGUCUCCGCUCCAGGGGUGGAGGUGGGACAGGUGGAGGUGGAGGAGCUGUGUCAGCGGAGGGCCGAUGGAAACUUCACCUGAUGGAGCGGGCGGAGUUCCAGUACUCGCAGCGAGAGCUGGACGUCACCGAAGUGUUCUUGACACGGACGAGCCGCGGGAACAGAGUGGGCUGCAUGUAUAUCCGCUGCUCCCCCACCGCAAGGUUCACCGUGCUCUUUUCUCACGGUAACGCUGUGGAUCUGGGCCAGAUGAGCAGCUUCUACAUCGGCCUGGGGACUCGCAUCAACUGCAAUAUCUUCUCCUACGACUACUCGGGUUACGGCGUAAGCUCGGGCAAACCGUCCGAGAAGAACCUGUACGCAGACAUUGAUGCAGCGUGGCAUGCCCUGCGCACACGGUAUGGCAUCAGCCCUGAGAACAUAAUCCUGUAUGGGCAGAGCAUUGGCACGGUGCCCACAGUGGACCUGGCAUCGCGGUAUGAGUGCGCUGCUGUGGUCCUCCACUCACCCCUCACCUCGGGCAUGAGGGUGGCCUUCCCUGACACCAAGAAGACCUACUGCUUCGACGCCUUCCCCAACAUUGAGAAAGUGUCUAAGAUCACGUCUCCGGUGCUGAUCAUCCACGGUACAGAGGACGAGGUGAUCGACUUCUCGCACGGCUUGGCGCUGUACGAGCGCUGCCCCAAGGCGGUGGAGCCGCUGUGGGUGGAGGGGGCGGGCCACAACGACAUCGAACUGUACAGCCAGUACCUUGAGCGCCUGCGCAGGUUCAUUGGCCAGGAACUGGCCAACCAGCACACCUGAGAACUCGACUGAGACCGCACCUCCGCACAGAUCUCCCCCCUCAUCUCUCUCUCUCUCUGAUCUCCAUCUCUCUCCCCAUCACUCAGUCCUUCACACUGUCUCUCUCUCUCUGUUUUCUUCUCUGUCUCUCAGGCCCACUGCUCCAGUGAGGGGGGGUGGGGGGCAGUGGAUUCAUCCUCCUCUUUCUGAGCAGACAUUGUUUCAUGUUUGGAACUUCGUGCAGUGGAGGUUUAUCUCUUAUGGUCUUUUUCCUCCGUGUGUGUGUGUGUGUGUGUGUGUGUGUGUGUGUGUGUGUGUGCUUUCUGUUCACUGCUUCUCCUGUGAGGGGCAACACAGAGAACCCAGCCAGUUUUGACACUUGACCUCCGUGCUGGUAAACGAACUCUAGGAGGGACCAGUUAGCCUUGUGCUAACUGAGCUGUGCUACCUUUCAUACAUUAUUAAGCACAUGGUCAUUUUGAGGAAAGUGAGAAGAAGUGAGGUUUGUGCCGUGGGGUGGAGGGGGAGGAGUCAGUGUGGUGUGUGAGGUCGCAGCCAGCCCGUCCUGCCUUCCUUUCACCUGUGGCUUAGCUGACCCUCAUGGGCACGAGGGUUGACUAGUGAUCCUGACAGGAGUGACCUGAAGGGUCUAAGACCAUCGCACCUGCCCAUUUUGUCACCUUAUCCACGGGCAGGUUUACUUUCCUGUUGUUUUGUCCUUUUUUGUUUGUUUUGGGGUCUUUUUUUUUUUUUGUCAAUAUGUGAGAGAUAAAUACUAGUCCUCACAAGGGUAAAAGAAGAACUGUGUAUUUAAGUGUAAAAAAGACAAUUAUUAGAUCCUAGAAGGGGUGUGUGUGCGCAUGCAUGUAUGUGUGUGUGUGUGUGUGUUCGCGCGCGCAUGUGUGUGGUUCUCUCUGGGUCCUGGCCUCUGUCCUAUGUGGUCUCUUUGUGGCAAAGCUGCAGUAACUGUGAGUGAUGGGGCGUGUGAAAUUGAGCCCUGCUACCCUCAGGCACGGCUAAGUUGUAGCGUCUCUGGCUAUUGUGAGAGCGUCAUACUCAUCUCAGGCUACCGUGUCAGCCCGGCCAGUAGCUCCGUACGGACCAGUGCUCCCAUUCUCCCAUCACUGCCCUGAGGCAGUGUUGACUCUUUCAUUUCCCAUGAACCCUUUCCCACCUGCAGCUCCAGUAUGCAAAGUUCGCUCACCUCCCGAGCGCUCUCAUCCUGUCUGAACAAAGGUGGGAUUAUGAAGAUAAGGGCAUAGAAGCAGGUCUGAACCCCUACUGCUGUGCUCAGUGAUGCUCAAAUCUUUCUUCUUAUCUGAUCUAGUCCUCAAUCCUUGUGCUCUAAAACGGUGGUGUUGUGGAAUGGGGGGGGAGUCAUGGGAGCAGCAUCAGUAAAGGUGAGUCGUUUGUCUCCUGGACAAACACCUUCCUGUUUCUUUAGGUUGCACAGGCAGGUCUCCAGGUCGGCUUUGUUUACCUUUCAGAUUCGAGUCAAAAUUCACAAUUUCUGUCCUUUGUGUUUUACUCAUUAUUAAUCGUCUUGUGUAGAUACUGAGAUCGAGAAAUAUCACAGCACGCCAUUGUAAAAUAAGAUCUUCAUCCGUUGGCUCUCUCGUACCAAAUGGUGACAUGAAUUAGCUGACCAAUGACAUGUGCACAAACCAGACUGACAUUCUGCGAUCCUUAAUUCGUCACCCUGUCACAUACUUAGAAGCUUAUGAAACCUUAUGUUUAGUUAUGAGUGUUACUAAAAGGGGCUUAAAUCCUCAUAUGUGAAGAGAUUUAGUUUUUUUCCUGCCGUGGCUGAGGUGAUGCCUGGUUACGGCCGUUUUUAAUGAGUAGACGUACAUGGAGAUGAGCUGAGAGAACUGAAGCUCUCCUGCUGCAGUAAUAGCCCUGGAGUGCAAAUCUGGGUCAGUCUGUUUUACACCCAGCUCAGGGAGCAGGGGAGGGACUCGGGUGCGCUAGCAGCUAAUGAUGACCACCUAACCUUGGUUGAGCUCCACACCCGGCCCGGCCCGCUCGGACCUAGGACGGUGUCUGUGUCUGACGGCAGACCCCCAUUGGAGCAUUAUGGAACUGGAGCAUUCGUGAACUGACAGUAAUGGAGACGAUGCCAAUGUGUUUUCCAAGUGGCUUUUUUGUGUGCUGAGGAGAACAUCAUCCAUUCCUAAACUCAUUGAAGCCUAAUUCAGCUUUUUAGCCACUUUUUAACACCGUCCCUUCACUAACAUUUUUAAGAUUACAUUUACUCUCUCUGUGUGAUCACAGUUCAGCAGUGAAUUGCAUGUGAAAAGGAGUUUGAUCAAAAAUUCUGACAUACCAGGAAAACGAGGGGUGGGCUGCUAACCACUGGUUAGUGAUUAGCCAUCACAUCGAUAUUAGUGACGCUGGUCUUUUAGGUUGAGUCUGUUUAAUUAUACAGGAUCCAUGGCUCUGCAUAUCCGGGUCAUUUCGAAGGUGAUGUAUUGGCCAUGUGUUAGCGCAGUGUUUUGGCAUGGAAGCCUCACUCAUACAGAGCCAGCCACUAAAUGAAGCUCACAGUUGUUUUCUCUUUCUGUCUGUGUGUGUGUAAAGGGGAGGAAUAGGACACAAGUUUGGAAAACAUGAGCAAUAUCGCAAAGGCCUUGGGAUUGCAGGAAGGCUGUGUGUGUGGGAGCAGGAAGAACUGGGGCUGUUUCGAAGCUUUAGACCAACAUUCAGAACUUUUGGAAUUCCUUCCUUGUUUAAAGAAACUUAAGUUAUACAAAUGUCUUUUCUAAGUGCUCAGAUGGAUGUACUGUACACAUUUACCAACGUGGACAUGGACUCUGCUCGCGGUUUACAUUUGGUUUGGUUUUCCUCCUUGGCGAUGGGACUAUGGGGCUUUUUAGGUGGCGUGUCACUGUUGUGUCCACUUAUUGAAUUGUUUAUUAUAAAAUUGUUGUUUUUAGUUUUAAGAAAUGUCUUUUUUUUUCCUUUUCCAGAAUUGAUUAAAAGAAAUAUUAUCUUAGAAAAUAAAUUCAUGAAUUGAUAAUAGUUGUAAAUCAUUAUUGUGAUGCAAUUAAUAAUAAUAUUUCUAAUCCUGUUUGAAGUGCUCUUGUUUCUCCGUGCGCAACAGUACCAUUUGGUUUAAUCCUUUUUGCAGACGUUCUUGUUUGCCUUGAGAUCCAGCAGUCUUUCUUCUUCCAAAAAAAAGGUUCCAACUAACAUGUUGGGAAAGGGUGUCUGUGCGUCCACAUUUGUUUGUUUGCCGGUGUCAGUUUUCCUCCAGUCUGGAGUGUCCGGAGAGCCCGUCUCUGGAGAGGAUACGUCGUCAUCUCAAAUGCUAAGAUUUAUUUUGGUGAUGUGAACAGGCUGACAGCAGUUCUCGCUAAUAAAUGACAAUGUCUGGACAUCA
Electrophorus electricus (electric eel) is the source of this 4632-nucleotide messenger RNA. RefSeq names its product abhydrolase domain containing 17A, depalmitoylase b (gene abhd17ab). Gene Ontology annotation, cellular component: plasma membrane; endosome membrane. The record is from RefSeq and is a predicted model, not a curated record. Gene Ontology annotation, molecular function: palmitoyl-(protein) hydrolase activity. Gene Ontology annotation, biological process: regulation of postsynapse organization; protein depalmitoylation. NCBI's taxonomy places the organism in Eukaryota, Metazoa, Chordata, Actinopteri, Gymnotiformes, Gymnotidae.